AUGCCAUUUGGUGGAAAAAUUGUUGUUCUGGGAGGUGACUUUCGACAAAUACUACCUGUCAUUCCUCAUGGCAGCAGACAGGAAAUAGUAAAUGCAACCAUAAAUUCUUCUCAUCUAUGGUCCCAUUGUCAUUUAUUAACUUUGACCAAGAACAUGCGUCUUAAUUCUGGAAGUACCACUCAUGAUGUGAAGGAAAUAAAAGAAUUUUCGGAGUGGCUACUUAAAGUUGGGGAUGGUGAUCUUGGAGAUGAUGAAGACGGUGAAUCUAUGAUAACAAUUCCAGAUGAAUUAUUGAUUACAGAAUCGGAAGAUCCCCUUUCAGAUAUGGUUAAUUUUGUUUAUCCGAACCUCUUGGAUAAUAUUUUAGAUCCAUCGUUUUUCAAAGAACGUGCUAUUCUAACUCCAUAA
Messenger RNA from Gastrolobium bilobum, 408 nucleotides. RefSeq lists its product as uncharacterized. Gene Ontology annotation, molecular function: DNA helicase activity. Bases 1 to 408 code for a protein of 135 amino acids. The transcript has a single exon. The record is from RefSeq and is a predicted model, not a curated record. Gene Ontology annotation, biological process: DNA repair; telomere maintenance. NCBI's taxonomy places the organism in Eukaryota, Viridiplantae, Streptophyta, Magnoliopsida, Fabales, Fabaceae.